Molecule: messenger RNA, 2508 nt
Organism: Zeugodacus cucurbitae (melon fly)
Lineage: Eukaryota; Metazoa; Arthropoda; Insecta; Diptera; Tephritidae
Product: dynein regulatory complex subunit 2
Exons: 6
Coding region: 37-1683 (548 amino acids)
Biological process (GO): regulation of cilium movement; cilium-dependent cell motility; axonemal dynein complex assembly
Cellular component (GO): axoneme; axonemal dynein complex
Source: RefSeq, a predicted model, not a curated record
AUCAUCUUCUAACAAGAAAUAUAAACAAAUCGCAAAAUGGGCAAGAAAAGUAAAGCGAAUAAAUUGGCGAAAAUGUCGGAUGAGGAGCGAGCGCGUUACAUGCAAAUGCGCGCCGACAUCGAGGAGGAGGCGCGACGCCGCAAAGUGCAACUCAUAUCGCUUUUCAUGAAAAACAAGCUCAAGCGCGAGGAGGCCUUCAGUCGCCUGAAUAUGGCGAAAAUCAAUCAGGAAUGGCGCUCCAUCUUGCGUCAGGUGAAAGUGCAGGAGCUGCGCAAAGAUAUGGUGGAAUUGCAGAAAUUCUUUCAAGAGCGUCUAGAUCGUAAAGAUGGUGUCAUCAAGCGAUUACUCAAUGAUAUCGAUAUAGCUGAGGAUAUGUACUCGACGUUGCAGCAGUCGCAUAUGGAGAUUGUUAAUAAGAUGAUUGUCAUCCAACAACAGCGUAUGCAAUUCUUCAAAGACACCUAUGACCAUAAUAAAACAGCCGUACUUGAAGAAUACAGUCAAGAUUUCAACGAAUUUCAAGAGAAACGCCAAAAAGCUAUGGAAGAAUUGGAAUGUGUUAAAUACCAACUGAAAGAUGAAAGUGAAAAGUACGCAAUGGAAAGAGAGGAAAGACAUUUGCAGAAAUUGGAUGAUAUGAAGAGUGAGAUGCAACUCUACAUUGAAAAUAUCACCAAAAGCGGUGAGGAGAAACUCGAACGCCUCUGGCAGGAAUAUCAGGAUGUGCUCGCCGGUUAUAUGCGUCACACCGAGAGUUUCUACUCCGAGUAUAUGGAUCUGAAGGAACGUGAUCAGGAGAGCGCUAAUAUCAUACGUGAUCACUAUCAUCAAAUAGAACGCGCUAGCGAUCAGUUGGCGCAUCUUAAGCUGGUCUACGCCGACACAUUGGAAAACAAUGAGGGUAAGGUGGUGUAUUUCGUGAAGCUAAGAGAUGAUCUACAGCAGCGCCUCUCGGAGUCAAAAGCAAAUUUUGAGUCUGAAUUGAAAGCAGAUGAAGAGCGCUUCAAACUAAUGAGCGUUGUGAGUUACAAUGUGCUGAAGCAUUUGAAAGGCAUUGCAGCUGAGGGUGAAACGCUACUCCAACUGGCGCUCGUUUGUCGCAAAAAUGAGACCAAACGUGAGCAGUUGCUGCCUUUGGGCUUGCCGCCGCUCACCAAGCCGAUGUUCGAGGAGGAGGCGCAGGAGCAAGUUGAAGAAAUGAAGCCUUCGGAGCAGCCUUCCAAGUUAGAAGAAUACGCCUUCGCCAAUUGGAUGCUGAUGGAGAACUUCUGGCGUCGCGUCAACAACGCACGCGUCGAUGUGGUCUGCAUGAAGCAACAGAAGAAGAAGCUGGAAACCGAGAAUGCCGCACUCAAGGCGCAACUGCAGGAGCUACUGAUCAAUAUGAACUUAUGUAACGGUUCCAAUCUACAUGUCAACGACUAUCUCGCCAAGCGACCGAGCAGCAUGCGUGUGGAUCGUGUGCAGCAGCAGCAUCUCAUCAAAGAUCAACGACAGACGAAGUGUCACAGCGCCGCCGAAGCGCGUCGCGCGUCUACAACACCUAGUGGUGGGAAUAGCAAUGGCUUUCGCCGUCCCUUCACCGCCUGCAUUGAGGCGAACUUUACCAGCACCGUGCGUACGGCGCGUUUGCUGCGCGGCAAACCAAAGCUGGCGAAAAUCGAAUCGUUCGUGCGGUUUUAAUUAUUUAAUUAUAUUUCUUUUUAUUUCUCUCUCUCCCUCUCUUCCUCGCUCACCCUUGCCUGACAUCGCCAUUAAUUAUGGCCGCACAAGUGGAUAAUUAAUUUUGCUGCAGUUAAAUAAGUUAGCAUUUACGAGUAAUUUAUGGAAAAGUUUAAAAUGUCAUAAAUUAUUGUAUGACAGCGUGUACAACAACAAUAAAACAAAAAACCUCACUAAAAAAUAAUAAUAAUAAUAUUCAAUCAGAAAGUUGUUAUCCUUUUAUAUCGGCGCGAUGAUAUACAGCUGAAUUGAGAGCUGUCAUAAAUUUGGUGGCGAUGAUUUAUUGAAAUUGCGAAAAUUCUGCAUGCAACGAACGUGAGAAAUAUUGGAAAUGCAUAAGUGUGUGUGUGUGAGCGCCAAAAAUGGGCGAUAGGCGGCAUAGCUUUAGUAGUAUUGCCAUAUUUUUGGUUGUUAGUUCGCUGUAGCCUUUAUUAUUUCGAAUUAGAAUUCAAAAAUGUAUUUCAUAGUUGUUACAAGCGUUUGAAAGUGGAAAAGAGAGGGAUAGAGUGGACCUGAUGUGCCAUACCUAGUACCUUAUGUGACUGAAUGUCUGUCGAUAUAUCUGUACUCAUCAGCUAUGUACGUCUGGCAAGCCAUGACUAUGCACUGACAGUAUUAUCCUGUGACAGACUGCUGAAAUGUCGCUCAUACGCCGUGUCGCACAAAAUUUUAAAACAAAAACUGGCGACAACAAAUCAAUUUUAAUGCAACAACAUCAAUACAAAUAUGCAACAACCGGUUCAGAUUAGCAUAUAUAUACAUUUACAAUAUUUUUCGCUGCUUAAC